Molecule: messenger RNA, 1215 nt
Organism: Juglans regia (Persian walnut)
Lineage: Eukaryota; Viridiplantae; Streptophyta; Magnoliopsida; Fagales; Juglandaceae
Exons: 2
Coding region: 1-1215 (404 amino acids)
Source: RefSeq, a predicted model, not a curated record
AUGACAACAGUGAGAACAUUGUUAUCCAUUGCUGCCAUUAAGAAUUGGCAUUUACACCAACUUGAUGUAAACAAUGCUUUUCUUCAUGGAGAUUUAAAUGAAGAGGUGUAUAUGCAACUACCACCAGGGUAUUCUUCACCAACUGAUCCGAGAGUUUGCAAACUCAAAAAGAGCCUAUAUGGUCUAAAGCAGGCCUCAAGACAAUGGUUUUCCAAAUUGUCAUCUUCUCUACUUCAAUUUGGUUUUAUUCAAGGGAAGUCUGACUCCUCUCUAUUCAUCAAGCAUAAUUCAAACAGUUUUAUAGCACUCUUGAUUUAUGUUGAUGAUGUGAUUCUUGCUUCUAAUAAUCUUGCUGAUAUAGUCAAUGUCAAAAGGUUCUUACACGACUCUUUCACUAUAAAAGACUUGGGAGAACUAAAGUACUUCUUGGGGAUAGAAGUGGCUCGAUCAACCAAAGGCAUAACUUUAUGCCAACGAAAAUAUGCCUUAGAUAUCUUGCAAGAUAGUGGUUUUUCAGGUUGUAAACCUGUGGCAUUUCCUAUGGAGUCUACAUUAAAACUGAGUGCAAAUGACUCAUCUCCACCUUUGACAGAUCCUGCACAAUACAGAAGAUUAGUGGGCAGGCUAUUGUACCUCACUAUAACUAGACCUGACUUAUCCUACUCAGUCCAAGCACUAAGCCAGUUCAUGGCUAAUCCUAGUAGUAAUCAUCUUCACGCUGCUGAAAGAGUCCUCAGGUAUAUCAAAGCAACACCAGGCCAAGGUAUAUUUCUGUCUGCACAUUCCCCUCUUCAUCUAAAAGCCUACUCAGAUAGUGAUUCGGGUGGUUGUAUUGACACUAGAAAGAGUAUCACUGGAUUCACAGUGUUUCUUGGUGACUCUCUUAUAUCAUGGAAAUCAAAGAAACAGCCAACAGUUAGUCGAUCCUCAGCUGAGUCUGAAUACAGAGCUCUAGCCUCUACCACAUGUGAACUACAAUGGUUGAUCUACUUGCUAGCUGACUUAAAGGUCCCUCAUCCACAGGCUAUUCUGCUUUAUACAGACAGCAAACCAGCUUCUGACAUUGCAUCAAACCCUGUCCAACAUGAAAGAACAAAGCACAUCCAACUCGACUGCCAUUUGGUCCGAGAAAAAUUGCAAGAAGGAGAAAUAAGUGUGAACCGCCGAUCUAGGUCUUCCCGCCGCCACAAGCCAGCACGCGCCCCGCCAUGGUAA